GUCCUGGUCUACUUCUCGGUGUGGAAGAGCGUGCGGUCGUCGGGGAAGGUGGUCUACUUCACGGCCGUCUUUCCCUAUGUCCUCCUUUUCGCGUUCCUCGCGCGGGCUCUCACGCUGGAAGGGGCGGUGGAUGGCAUCCAGUUCUUCUUCCAACCCAAGUGGGAGUUGCUGCUGGAAGCGAAGGUUUGGGUCCAUGCGGCGGCUCAGAACUUCAAUUCCAUUCGUUUCGCCUUCGGGACUCUGAUUUCGUUCGCCAGCUACAGUCGCAAGGACAACAACAUCGUCAAGGACACUCUCGUCGUGACCUUGGUCAAUUCCUUGACCAGCUUGAUCGCGGGACUCAUCGUGUUCGCGACGCUGGGGAACCUCGCCCACCAAUUCAACGAGCCCAUCGAUGACAUCGUGGCCGACGGUUCGAAUUACUUCAGCCUCACCAACUUUCGAGAUCGAUUCGGGGUCGCAUGA
Messenger RNA from Darwinula stevensoni, 465 nucleotides. The record is from the annotation of a GenBank genome assembly. NCBI's taxonomy places the organism in Eukaryota, Metazoa, Arthropoda, Ostracoda, Podocopida, Darwinulidae.